Molecule: messenger RNA, 742 nt
Organism: Ilex paraguariensis (yerba mate)
Lineage: Eukaryota; Viridiplantae; Streptophyta; Magnoliopsida; Aquifoliales; Aquifoliaceae
Source: the annotation of a GenBank genome assembly
AUGUUUGUCACAAAUCAAAUCAACCCUCCAAUCCCUCCUCCCGCCGCCGCUUACUUGUCUUCUCAUUCUCCUGGACCUUGGUCUACCGGGCUCUGCGAUUGCUGCAACGAUAUUAGCAGUUGUUGCUUAACAUGCUGGUGUCCAUGUGUGACGUUUGGUCGGAUAGCAGAAAUUGUUGACAGAGGAUCAACUUCAUGUGGCGUGAGCGGAGCACUAUACACAUUAAUAAUGUGUGUGACGGGUUGCUCGUGUUUAUACUCGUGUUUUUAUCGAUCCAAGUUGAGAGGGCAGUAUUUCUUGAACGAAAGCCCCUGCACAGAUUGCUGCGCCCAUUGCUAUUGUGAGGAAUGUGCUUUGUGUCAAGAAUAUAGAGAGCUUAAGAAACAGGGCUUUGACAUGUCCAUAGGGUGGCAUGGGAACAUGGAGAGGCAGAAACGAGGUACCAGACAGCCUCCAACACUGCAAGUUGGUAUGAACAGAUAGAGCAGAAGGACAAGCUUCACUUAUAGCACAGAUUUGUAAUGAUAAACAUAUUAUUUUUACGUACAUGACUAAGUAUAUAUGUUGCUCAUUUAGACCGUGAGGAUCAAUCAUUUGGGGUUUAAUUUUCAAGGUUUAGACCUUCAAUUUGUACUCUGAUUUUAGCAAUGGUCCUUACAAUUGCUGUGUUGUUAAAGGUAGAAAUGAUAUUGUAAUUUGGUUUGAGGUCUUGUACUUGUGCCUAGCCGCAAUGUUGCUCCCA